AUGAUCGAUCCCGACGACAGAUUCUUCUCGCAGGGCCAGGGCUAUUUUGGACCGAGGGAAAACCCUAUAACCCAAACCCACUGCGACGUCUGGGAUUGGGAUCAGCUGCGAUGGAUCAAAGUCAAAGGAACUGCUAAGCUUUUUCCACCUGGAGAAGAUGUUGAAACCUUAGUUCUUGCACAAUUUGCCGAUUAUCUUUCGCCAGAGGUUCGUGCAAUCACAGUCAACGAUGACGGGCUUCUCACUGGAGUCUCGACAGACCCGGAAGAAGAUGAUACGCUCUUUAUUGGAUAUAUCCCCUUCUCACUCUGUCAAUCACUCGUGCAUUGCUCUACCGUCUAUGUCUCUCAACUUCAAGAACUCGAUCGACUUGGACCAGGCGUCAACCUAUCAUCGUACGAUAGUCAGAGGGUCGCAUUCAAAUUCAACCCUUUAGCCAUGAUUCGAAGACUACAGAUGUCCUGGAAGGAGAUGAACCUACUUAGCAAGCUGCCACCACAUCCUAAUAUAAUACCGUUUGACCGCAUUGUUCUCGAGGAUGAGCAGUCUCGGGUGAUCGGAUUCACAACAAAGUACAUCCCAGGUGGAACGCUAGCAGAUGCCAAUCCGAAAAGGCCUUUCCGAUUUGAAUGGCUAAGGCAGCUUACUCGGCUAGUGGAUUUCCUAAACCUAGAAUUAGGGAUCAUGCAUCAAGACAUUGCACCACGGAAUUUACUUGUCGACCCUGAAACAGACGAUAUUAUUCUCUUCGAUUUUGAUUGGGCCGCCAAUGGGAAGGAAGAUCUAAUGGAUGGUCGAGACGAUGUGUCCGGUGUUGUCUUCACAUUACACGAGAUCGUCACGAACGAUACGCAUUUUACGAGCAUUCCUCACUGGGACCGGAACAUAGACAUGGUGCAGUCUAUCGAAUGGGCUUGUCACGGCGAACUAGACUCUGACGUGUCAAAGUUCCGCAAUUUUUUGAAUGAAUGGGUGGCAACGAGAACCGACAGAGCCAUAGAGAGAUACCUCAAUGCGCCCAAUCGGAUCACAUGGCCAGAUCUCCCAACCCCUCCAGACUACGACGUGCCUUUUGAGAUGGGUUCCACAGAAGAAGGAGAACCUAAGUGGAGAACUGGUCUGCGUACGAAACGCAUUGCACUACAGAAGGGGCAAUACUGCUUUCGAUGGGACAGGCCACCACAGAGCAGGUUGCCGAAGAAAGCCCAGAACAGCAUUAUACCCGGGGAGGCAUUCGAAACAAGAUAG
Molecule: messenger RNA, 1248 nt
Organism: Penicillium verrucosum
Lineage: Eukaryota; Fungi; Ascomycota; Eurotiomycetes; Eurotiales; Aspergillaceae
Exons: 1
Coding region: 1-1248 (415 amino acids)
Biological process (GO): protein phosphorylation
Molecular function (GO): protein kinase activity; ATP binding
Source: RefSeq, a predicted model, not a curated record